This is a messenger RNA of Aspergillus piperis CBS 112811, 1222 nucleotides long. RefSeq names its product nucleobindin SSP120. Gene Ontology annotation, cellular component: extracellular exosome; endoplasmic reticulum-Golgi intermediate compartment. The record is from RefSeq and is a predicted model, not a curated record. Gene Ontology annotation, molecular function: calcium ion binding. Lineage: Eukaryota; Fungi; Ascomycota; Eurotiomycetes; Eurotiales; Aspergillaceae. The coding region runs from base 220 to 819 and encodes 199 amino acids. The transcript is spliced from 2 exons.
GCAAACCAAACAAACCGGGGGGAACUUCCAGCUGUUGGAACCAAGACUAAGACUGACUGGACUGGCUUGACUUGGUCUGGAAUGGAAUCAGCCAUCCCUUUCUUUGUUCCCGGCGAUCUGUCACAUUCGCGAGAUCUCAUUCAUUCUGCAAUUUUACGACUCGUCGGAUCUUCGCCUGGCCGCUCGUGGCUCUAUAAAUAAAUAUAUCCUCACCCGACAAUGCUCGUCGUCCUCGCUACUGCUCUAUUGGCCCUGAGCGGCAGCUUGGUGAGUGCCCACGGUUCUCACCCCGACCAGCCGCCCUCGUCGGAUUGGGCCACCCGGCAUAUGCAAGAGGAACAUCACAUUGAUGCCUUCGACGCUGCUUCCUUCUUCUCUCUUCACGACUAUGAUGAAUCCGGCGCAUGGACUCCCGAGGAAGUGCGCAAGACGUACGGCAUGGACGAUGAGACGAACGCAGGUGCCACGGAGGAUCGCAAGAGCCAAGCCUUAAGAGAAGUGUUCACUCUCUUCGACCCCACGAAUACUGGCUUCAUCACCCGCGACAACUGGAUGCGCAUCAUCGGCGAGGGCACUCGGCUGCCCGAUCUGGGGUUCGGUCCGGGCCACCACGGCGACAUUGAGUAUGAGUACGAGAUCCACCACUUCGAGAAGUACCAUGGCGAAGAUGCGACAGAGGAGGAGCUCACCCACCCGGAAGACAUUGAGCACUUCCGGCGGCACGACGAGGAAGAUCUGGCGAUGGAGCGCCUCGAGCAGCUCGAGAGCAUGCAGAUCGUCGAGGCCAACAUACCGCAGAAGUUCCUCAAGCAAGCUUAGAUGAGUGUACAUUAGAUUCCUUAUGUUGUUGUUAUAGUUGAUGAUGAUAUUGUACAUAAUAAAUGUGUGAUGAGACGAACAUCCUCAUGGGUGGUCAUACCUUGGAAAUAAUGCCAACCCAAUCCAAACGAAGCGUUAUAACUCCAGCGCCGGCACCUUAACAUCAAACACGCAAUGCAUCACCCCCGGAGCAUACGUCUUGACCUGUUCAACAUGUCGACACUCCGCCACGACCUCAUCUCCAACCUCCAAAACCUCUCCCCUCAACCUCCCAAUCUCACUCGUGACCCGAUCCCUCAUCUCCUCAAUGCGCCUCACAUCCACAUUCUCAUGCACAUGCAACCAACCCCCCAAUUUUCCCACCAUCCGACACGCAUCCCCCCAAGCAGCCUCCGACGACGGC